UGUUUCUAGUUUUUUUUUUUUUUAUUACUGUUUUUUUCAUUUGUUUGUAUUAACAUUGAUUUUGGUACCAUGACUACUGCGGCAAGGAUAUUAAUGGACAAAAGGGAUGCCACCCCGCCAAUUCUUAUUAGCGGCAGACCAACGACGCUUGUUAUUGUUGACGACGAUCUAGUGUACAAGGAGAAACGAUUCUUUUGCGACGUGUUAUUUGAAAUGCAGCAGCGAAACGCCGAUCUGUCCAAAGAAAAUCCACUGCGUAAACAAGAAGUAAUCUCCGAAGAGUUAAGACAACUAAAACGUAAGGAAUAUUUAGAUAGCCAGCGUCGUCGUCAGCUGCGAAAUGAGUGUAGCGAACUGCGGGAGCUGGGUGAACAAUUACGCCUGGCAGCUAUUACAAAGGAACUGGACGAGCAGUUGCAGGAAAAGUAUAAGGAUCGGCAACUAGCCAAGAAUGCCAAAGCAUUGGGCUACCAACGUGCAUUGGUAGAAAGGCAAGAGCAGCUGGCCAAGGAGCUUGAACAAGAACAGGGUAAGAAGGCGCAACAACAAAGGCUCCAUGAUACGCUCUCAAAGCAAAUAGAAGAGAAGAAGCGCCAGCGUGAGCAGCAAUGUGUGCUAACUAUGGCAGAUCGAGAAGAGCGCGAGGCUUUGCAGCGACAAAUUGAGCAGGAGGAUCGGCAGCAAAAGUUGGAGGUACUGCUUGCCAAGGAUAGGAAGCGAAUUGAAAUGUUAAAGCGUAUAGAGGAGGAUAGGGCUAACAAAGCGCUGCUAAAAACAGAAUCUAGCGAGGAUAUGACCAAAGCAAUGUUGCGACAAGCACAUAUAGACGAAGAGAAACGCAGACUGGAGGAUGAGCAGAAGGAAACUCAACGUAAGCAUCAGGAGAUUAGCAUGCGAAUUGGUCAAAAAGUGUUGGAAACUGAGAAUCACAAGCGCCAGCGUGAGAAGCUGCUGCUGGAACUGCUGACGGCAGAGUACAGGGCCAAGAGUGAUGAGCAAUAUCGCCAGCAGCUGCAGCAGGAGGAGGAAAAACGUCGGCGUACUAAACAAGAAUUGGAACAAUAUCGCGCAGAGUUAUGGCAGCGCCAGCAAGAAGAAACUCGUCUUAAACUACAGCAAACAGCACAAAGGCAUACCGACGAUACCAGUGAGCAGGAACAACUGGAAAAAGAAAUGCUGGAGCAACAGCGUCGCAGGCAGCACGGCGCCUUGCUGCUCUCCAUGAUUGAGGAUAAUCGGCGCAAACGUGCCGAAGCCGCAGCAGAGAAUGUACAAUUCUUUGAUAUGAAGGCCAAAUCAGAGGCGGAACAACAAGCGAUUAUCCAGGAGGAGCGUUUAAAGCUACUAGGUUCUGUGCCGGCUGCAGUGCUUAAAUAUUUGCCCAAUCAGGUGUUAUCAAAAACAGAUCGUGAGCACUUUAACAUGCAGACCAAGGUCAGCAGUGAUAGUUUAGUAAAACAUAAAUUUCAAUGAUUUGCUGGAAUAUUCAAAAAGCAACCCACUAGCCGCCCACAUUUGACUACGUGACGUGUAUCAUCACGUCCGCAGCGCUGCCAUAUGUUCUAUUCAACAUGUAUACAACAUUUUAGGCUGGUACGGUGCUAUUGAUAAUCUAUCGGAGACUCAAACACAAUGUUAAAUUAUAAUCUAGGCACCAAAACAUAUAAAAUAUUAAUUUUAUCAACCACAUAUGCUUUAUU
Messenger RNA from Drosophila busckii, 1700 nucleotides. RefSeq names its product trichohyalin. Gene Ontology annotation, biological process: cilium organization. NCBI's taxonomy places the organism in Eukaryota, Metazoa, Arthropoda, Insecta, Diptera, Drosophilidae. The record is from RefSeq and is a predicted model, not a curated record. Bases 70 to 1473 code for a protein of 467 amino acids. Gene Ontology annotation, cellular component: motile cilium. The transcript has 2 exons.